Messenger RNA from Suricata suricatta (meerkat), 1673 nucleotides. RefSeq names its product glutamate dehydrogenase 1 (gene GLUD1). Gene Ontology annotation, biological process: L-glutamate catabolic process. The transcript has 13 exons. Lineage: Eukaryota; Metazoa; Chordata; Mammalia; Carnivora; Herpestidae. The record is from RefSeq and is a predicted model, not a curated record. Gene Ontology annotation, molecular function: L-glutamate dehydrogenase (NAD+) activity. Gene Ontology annotation, cellular component: mitochondrion. The coding region runs from base 67 to 1539 and encodes 490 amino acids.
CCGCCUACCCGGCGACACUACAGCGAGGCGGCGGCCGACCGCGAGGACGACCCCAACUUCUUCAAGAUGGUGGAGGGCUUCUUCGACCGCGGCGCCAGCAUCGUGGAGGACAAGCUGGUGGAGGACCUCAAGACCCGGGAGAGCGAGGAGCAGAAGAGAAACCGGGUGCGCGGCAUCCUGCGGAUCAUCAAGCCCUGCAACCAUGUGCUGAGCUUGUCCUUCCCCAUCCGACGCGACGACGGCUCCUGGGAGGUCAUCGAAGGCUACCGAGCCCAGCACAGCCAGCACCGCACGCCCUGCAAGGGAGGUAUCCGUUACAGCACUGAUGUGAGUGUGGACGAAGUGAAAGCCCUGGCUUCCCUGAUGACCUACAAGUGUGCUGUGGUUGAUGUGCCAUUUGGGGGUGCCAAGGCUGGUGUUAAGAUCAACCCCAAGAACUAUACGGAUAAUGAAUUGGAAAAGAUCACAAGGAGGUUUACGAUGGAGCUGGCGAAGAAGGGCUUUAUUGGUCCUGGCAUUGAUGUGCCUGCCCCAGACAUGAGCACCGGCGAGCGGGAGAUGUCCUGGAUUGCGGACACCUACGCCAGCACCAUAGGGCACUACGAUAUUAAUGCCCACGCCUGUGUAACUGGUAAGCCCAUCAGUCAGGGUGGAAUCCAUGGACGAAUCUCUGCUACUGGCCGGGGAGUUUUCCAUGGAAUUGAAAACUUCAUCAAUGAAGCGUCUUAUAUGAGUAUUUUAGGAAUGACACCAGGGUUUGGAGACAAAACAUUUGUUGUUCAGGGAUUUGGGAAUGUGGGCCUGCACUCUAUGAGAUAUUUACAUCGUUUUGGUGCUAAAUGUAUUGGUGUUGGUGAAUCUGAUGGGAGCAUAUGGAAUCCAGAUGGUAUUGACCCAAAGGAACUGGAAGACUUCAAAUUGCAACAUGGAUCAAUCCUGGGCUUCCCCAAGGCAAAACCCUAUGAAGGGAGCAUCUUGGAGGCUGACUGUGACAUACUGAUUCCUGCUGCCAGUGAGAAGCAGCUGACCAAGUCCAAUGCACCCAGAGUCAAAGCCAAGAUCAUUGCUGAGGGUGCCAAUGGGCCGACAACUCCAGAGGCCGAUAAGAUCUUCCUGGAGAGGAACAUUAUGGUGAUACCAGACCUCUACUUGAACGCAGGAGGAGUGACAGUAUCCUACUUUGAGUGGCUGAAAAAUCUAAAUCAUGUCAGCUAUGGCCGUUUGACCUUCAAAUAUGAAAGGGAUUCUAACUACCACUUGCUCAUGUCUGUUCAAGAGAGUUUGGAAAGAAAAUUCGGAAAGCACGGUGGAACGAUUCCCGUUGUGCCCACGGCAGAGUUCCAGGACAGGAUAUCGGGGGCAUCCGAGAAAGACAUCGUGCACUCUGGCUUAGCUUACACGAUGGAGCGUUCUGCCAGGCAAAUCAUGCGCACAGCCAUGAAGUAUAACCUGGGUUUAGACCUGAGAACGGCUGCCUAUGUCAACGCCAUUGAGAAAGUCUUCAAGGUGUACAAUGAAGCCGGUGUGACCUUCACCUAGAUGGAGUGUGGCUGACCUCUUCACUGCCCUCUUCCCUCUUCAUCUGCAGACCCUUCACAAGUUUACAUGUAACCACAGGACUCGACUCUUUCUCUCCCUCUCUCUCUCUCUCUCUCUCUCUCUCUCUCUCUCUC